Messenger RNA from Drosophila simulans, 2984 nucleotides. It is a transcript of the gene vimar, whose product is annotated as rap1 GTPase-GDP dissociation stimulator 1. Gene Ontology annotation, cellular component: cytosol. The record is from RefSeq and is a predicted model, not a curated record. Lineage: Eukaryota; Metazoa; Arthropoda; Insecta; Diptera; Drosophilidae. Gene Ontology annotation, molecular function: protein binding; guanyl-nucleotide exchange factor activity. The transcript has 4 exons. Gene Ontology annotation, biological process: positive regulation of GTPase activity. The coding region runs from base 325 to 2229 and encodes 634 amino acids.
UUGGAGGUAUCUUGCAGCUCGAGCGCUUCGGCCACACUAGAAUUGCAGUUGUUGGUGUGAACGUGUGAACGCGAUUCGGAAAAUACGGAUUACACGGAUAAUACGAAUUAAACGGAUAUUGCGGAAGUUGUACGGAGACGCGACUGGAAGAAAGCCGUGAAAUGUGUUCAGUUGCGCGCAGCAGCCAUUAGCCCAUCAACAGUGUUUGUUACAAGACAACAGUGAUACAACGUGCCUGGAAUCGCAGCCAACGCAGAGCAAGAAAAGCAGAAGAGCAUUAAAGCGGAAGAAGCAGCAGCGGAAUAAUCAACAAAGGCGGCAAACAUGGCGACUGAAAUCGACGAUUUGAUUGAAAAGCUGAAGACGACCAGCGUCACUCCGGCGAACACGACCAACUUGCUCUGCGAGAUCUCGGCGACGAAGGACCCCAAACUUUUCGACAAGCACGAGCUGGCGGAGUGCUUCCUGGGCCUGACCAAGUGCGAAGACACAAACGUGCGCAAGGAGGCGGCCAAGUGCAUUGCGGAGAUCACCAAGUCCGAGGUGCAGCGCAAGAAGUUCACCAAGAGGAACAUAAUAGCCGCAUUUCUGGAGUGCUUGCGCCAAGUGCCCACGUCCGACGGCAGUAUGGAGCUGCCCAUACAGAUUUGUCGGGCUCUGGGCAACAUCUGCUACCUAAACGACGAGGCCAGGGACUUAAUUCUCGAGCUGGAGGGCGAUGCUGUUCUACUGCGACUCCUGGACAUCACAACCAUCGAGGACGUGGCCAAUGCGGCGCAGUUCAUCAAAGUGCGCGGCGGCUUGCUGUCCAACUAUCUGCUCGGAGGCGAGGGCUUGGCCAAGCGGGCCAUGGAGCUGGGCGUGAUGAAGAAGCUGCAAGCCAUCAUCGACAUUGGCGCCUCCAAUGUGGAACAGCACGAGGAUCUGUUGCUGAAUACGCUUCCACUGCUUAGUAUACUCACAGAGAACGUGGCGGAUCUGAACUUCGACUCCUCCCUGAAUAUCCAGCUGUCUCGCAUUCUGGCCGCUUCCACGAAUCCCGAUCUCGCCGAGAUGUGCCUGGAGCUGCUCCAUUACCAGGCGGAGAGCGACGAAGUCAAGCUUAUUUUGGCCAAGGACGGUCUGUGCGAAACCAUCUACAACCUGCUGGAAAAGUACAAGACUCUGGCCAGCACAAGUGAGGCCAGGGCGCUGAUGAAGCUUGCCUGCGAACUCAUCGUAUUAAUCCUUACUGGUGACGAAUCAAUGCACUAUUUGUACACCACGCCCCUGCUGAAGAACAUGGUCGAUUGGCUGGACUCGACGGACACCGAUCUGCUAACCACCGGCGUGCUGGCCCUGGGCAACUUUGCGCGCACCGAUAGCCACUGCAUCUACUUUGUGGAGCAGCAGACCAUGAACAAGCUGCUCGAGGUUCUGGCCAAGAACAACGGCGUCAAGGACGAUGUGCGCCUGCAGCACGCUCUUCUCUCCGCGCUGCGCAACCUGGUCAUCCCGAAGCCAAACAAGAACGCGGUAAUCCAGGCGGGCCUGGUGCAGACCAUUCUUCCCAUGCUCGAAAUACACCAGCCACCAGUCGUCUUCAAGCUGCUGGGCACGCUUCGCAUGACCGUCGACGGACAGGAGAAACUCGCACUGGAGCUGCUGAAGAACAAGACUCUGAUCGAGCAGCUGGUGCACUGGAGCAAAUCGUCGGACUAUGCUGGCGUCACCGGCGAGUCUCUGCGCCUCAUGGCCUGGCUGAUCAAGCACGCCUACCUCAGCAAAAUCGCAUACGCACUGCCGCGCAAGGGCGAUGCACCCGCCGAACAGAUUGCCGACAAGAUCCCGCUUACGCAGGACUACGAUCGCAGUAGCUUGAGCGAGUUCCUUGCCAACGAGGGGACCGUGGAGGCUAUGGUCAGCAUGCUCACAGCUCAGCACCUGGUCAUGCAGAACGAGGCGCUGAUUGCCCUGUGCAUCCUGUCCGUGGUGUACCUGUCGCAGCCGAGCGAGGCGGCGCAGGCCCAGCGGCUGCAGGACGAGCUGGUCAAGUGCGAGGUCGGCAAGAAGCUGGCCGAACUCAUCAGCAAGUCGUCGGACACGAUGACCAAGGAAAUUGUCGAGAACCUGCAGAACUGCGUGAACUUGCUCAAGUCUUCCGAGCAGCUGGUGGCGCAUCUGGAACAGCAUAACAUCAACGAGCUGCUGAAGUCUAUACCCAUUCUCACCGAAUACUGCACCUUGUAAGGAAACGGGGGCUGUCAUUGCAUUUAUCCCAGCACCGCAGGAUGCCUCACAGUAGGAUGGGUCGAUUUGCACGAUUGAACAGAACACAAAUACGUUAGGGGUAAGCAGUUAUCUUUGGAAGUUAUCUGUGUGGCUUAUCUUACCAAGAGAAACGCCAGUACUUAUAAGAAACGAUGCAAAGAUUAAUACGUUGGGCUAAUGUGCUAAAUUCCCCUUUACUACUUAAUAACAAUUUUGUUAAAUUGUAAUUAAAUCCACUCUCUUGAGAUUCACUGACGUUGCAUGAUUCCAAAUAGCCAAAGAUAAAUGUUUGCCACUAUUAGAGCAUGUUUUUGAAAAAUCAGCCCACCCUUAGCCACACAGACACACUCAGAACCGGAGAAAAUAGUAGUUUUCACCCCAAAGCAACGAUUCAGAUGUAGACUUGACUUUAGUUUCGUAAGAAGAAAGUGCAGAUUCACAAGUUAAGCAGUUAAGCAGUUAAGCACACUGGAACACGCGAACACGAGAGGAGCAGAAUGUAUUUUUUAGACGCAAGCGUAUUUUGACUGCAUUUAUGAGGAGGAUCCGAUGUAGUGAGGAGGAGUCACAAAUCGUAUGAAUAUUUAUAGCAUACAUAACAUAUACGUAUAAAUAUAAUAAUAUUAAUAAUUUAGCAUAUUAAUCUUUUCUGUUACAUGAUUUUUAAGAGCACAAUAACAACAAAUCGUGGUGAUAUCGCUAAAUAUAUUUAAUAAAUGUAUUUUAUGAUUGUA